Messenger RNA from Brettanomyces bruxellensis, 1236 nucleotides. RefSeq lists its product as uncharacterized. The transcript has a single exon. The record is from RefSeq and is a predicted model, not a curated record. Gene Ontology annotation, biological process: L-tyrosine catabolic process. Gene Ontology annotation, molecular function: 4-hydroxyphenylpyruvate dioxygenase activity. The coding region runs from base 1 to 1236 and encodes 411 amino acids. Lineage: Eukaryota; Fungi; Ascomycota; Pichiomycetes; Pichiales; Pichiaceae.
AUGCCAACAAAAAGUAUCUCCACAUCCAGUAUAUCUUCAGCUUCAGAUGAUGACUUUGAUUUAACAAAGUUCAUUGACCGCGGCAUGUGCACUGGCUUUGACCACGUUACAUUUUACGUUGGUUCUGUCAAUGCAGCAGCCAGGGAGUUAAUCAAUAGCUUUGGGUUCAUUUCUCGUUAUGAACUGGGACUCGAAACCGGCUCAAAGAGUAUUUGUAGCAAGGUGGUUUGCAAUGGUAAUGUGAGAAUUCAGUUGAUGGGUACCGUUCGGCCAUUACACAGUACUCCAGAAGAUCCAAGAGUUGACGAGAUUCAUCUCCAUAUUGCAACACACGGCGAUGGUGUAAAGGAUAUUGCAUUUUCUGUCACAAAUGUUGAAAAGUUCUGUGAGAGAGCCGAGAAAGCCGGUGGUACUCUUUUAAUGAGGCCACAGACUAUCAAGGAUAAAAAUGGUGAAAUUGUCCUGGCUCGUAUUGCAGGAAUUGGAGACACCGUGCACACAAUUGUCGACAGGACUAAUUACGACGGCUUCCUUCCAGGUCCAUACAAUGUGACUGAUUCGGCAACUGAUAGACAGGGAGACGAUUUCCCAGCUUUGAACAUGACAUGCAUUGAUCAUGUUGUUCAAAAUGAUGAUUGGAAUAUGAUGCUUAAGGAUUGCAAAUUUUACAAGAAAGUAUUUGGCUUUCACAAAUUCUGGUCUGUUGAUGAAAGGCAGAUUCACACAAAAUACUCUGCCUUGAAGUCAACGGUUAUGGCCUCAGAAAAUGAAAGUGUAAAGAUGCCUGUUAAUGAGCCUGCUAAAGGGUUAAAGACUUCACAGAUUGAAGAAUACAUGGAAUUUAAUGCUGCUGCUGGUAUCCAGCAUGUGGCAAUAAAAGUUCCGGAUAUUCUUAGUGCUGUGUCUGAAAUGAAGAAGCAUGGUGUACAAUUUAUCAAUGUUCCGGAUAGCUAUUAUGAGAAUCUGAAAAAGCGGAUGGAGGCUUCUAAACAUCCUAAAUUCAAGGAAUCGUUUGAAAGAAUCAAGAAAUUAGGCAUUCUCAUUGACUAUGAUGAAAACGGAUACUUGCUUCAACUAUUUACCAAGCCUGUCUUCGAUCGACCAACAUUUUUCUUUGAAGUCAUACAAAGACACAACCACAAUGGCUUUGGCGCUGGUAACUUUAAAGGCCUUUUCGAGGUUCUUGAGGCAGAUCAGGCCAAACGUGGAAAUUUAAAAACUUCCACCAGAAUCUGA